Messenger RNA from Aphanomyces invadans, 5431 nucleotides. RefSeq lists its product as hypothetical. The coding region runs from base 74 to 4816 and encodes 1580 amino acids. The transcript is spliced from 5 exons. Lineage: Eukaryota; Oomycota; Saprolegniomycetes; Saprolegniales; Verrucalvaceae. Gene Ontology annotation, molecular function: protein-membrane adaptor activity; protein binding. Gene Ontology annotation, biological process: nucleus-vacuole junction assembly. The record is from RefSeq and is a predicted model, not a curated record.
CGAAAACCAGGUUCAUCCCCUUUCCGCGUACACCGGGCCGACCACGCCCUGAUUGUCGGUGGAAUAUCGGGGGAUGAGCCACAGACUGUCCCAGAAUGCGCGGCACACGAAGGAGCUUUUGCAAGAACUUGAGCGCGACAAAGAGCUCGACGUGCUGCGAGUGUACUUAACCAAAUACAACUUAUUUCCUCGAAAACGGGACCCCAAAACGGCGCCAAUCCGGGCCGAAGAACUUCGUGACCUGGUCAAGCACUGGAAACUCCACCGCCAGCGAAACUUUUGGAAAACUCACGCGACCAAAGAAGAACUCGUCCGGACGCUGUACAAGUACAUCAAUACCAAAGUUCUCCCGUCCGAACGAAUCGGCGACAAAAGCGUCGGCGUAGCGGCGACCUUGUCCAGCCCCACGUCGACAUCCAGUCCCGCGACACCCAUCGUGCCCGAGAGACCAAAGACACCCGUACCUGAAAGCCCAGCAAAGAAACCACUCGUCGACAGGAGGCUAUCGAACCGCAAGCUACACCUGGCAAUAUCAUCGUCCAAAUCGCCUAGUCGCCGGGGGGCGUUCCUCUUGGAGUCGUACUUGGGCGACUUGUUUGGCCAGCGUGGAGACUACGAAGAUGGCAUGAUUUACCUCUCGCGGCUUGGCAACGUCGACGUCACGUCUAGGGCCGACAAUGGAGAUAGAGACACUGGGGACGAAAAAAGCACACCCAAGUCGAGGCAAACCGUGUUCUCGACGCCAGCGUCCCCAACAGCAUCCGCCGCGGCUGCAAACAACAUGUCGGAGCCGUCGACUGUGGUCGAGCGCAUGGACGAAGACUCAUCGACGCGGGAAGUUCGCAUGAAACAAGAAUGCGCGUCCAGCUUGUACCAACUGUCGCUGCAUGUCGGCCAUGAAGCUGGAAUCGUCCAGGAAGGGUGCGUCCCGGCCCUCGUGCGACUCAGUAUGUUCGACGACUAUGACGUCAAGAAGUACGCCGCUGCCGCGACCGUCAACUUGACGUGCAAUGCCGCUCUGUGUCCGCGCAUGCUGGACGAUGGCCUCUUGGUGGGCCUCAUGGAGUUCUCCAAAGUGCAGCAAGAGGACAUUCGCCGCAACGCUGCGAUCGGGAUGUGCCGGAUAUCGUACGACCGACCGGGGCAGCAGCGGCUGCUCCAUGAAGGCAGUGUGCCUGCGAUGAUUUCGAUGCUCAACAGCUCCGACAACGAGACGAAAGAAGCUUGCAUCAAAGCGAUCGUGAAUAUCGCGGGAUUCUCUGGCUCGGUCAUCUCUGAGUCUGUCGUGUACACAAUGGUGAAGAUGGCCGGCCCUCGGCGACAAGACGGAUCGUGUCUGCGAUUCAUGGGGGAGACGAUUUGCAACCUGUCCCUGUUGUCAGGUCCCCGCGUGAAGGCGGUCGAAGACGGUGUGCUUGAGCCGCUGUCACUCAUCGGCCACCACGCAACGGACGUCGAGAUUCUUCAGCUGGCAGGGACAGCGCUGUGCAACUUUUCGACUGUCGAAGCAAACCACCCACACAUGAGCCAGCCCCGCGUGCUCAAAUGCCUCGAGGUUCUCUUGGACGUUCCCGAUGUGUCCAUUCGAGAGCUCGGUGCGGUCACGGUCGCGAAUCUGACGUGCAGCCCCGAAUCGCUCAAGGCAAUGAUUCAAAGCAACAUAGCUCUCAAGCUGAUUCAAAUUGGGUACACGACCAACGAAGUCAUCCAAGAAAACGUGUCGCUAGCGCUGUCGAACCUGGCCAUGAGCGAGGAAGACAAGGAACUAUUCUUGACCCGCAGCGGCGUAGUCAUGAUGCUCCUGCAAUUCCUCAAGUCUGGCAGUGCUGGCACACAGGAAAAUGCCGUGUGCACACUGUGCAGCCUCAUGACCCACGAAAGCUCUCGCAGCGAACUCAUGCAAUGCGAUAUGAUCGGUGUGCUUCUCAAACUCGCGUCGUCACCGCUCCCCAAAACGCGGGAGCUAGCCGCCAUGUCCAUGCUCAACUUCUCCGCCCACACGGACUUGAGCCCGUACCUCCUCGCCCCCGAUACGCUCAAGUCGCUGAUUGCGCUCCUCGUGGGCGACACCGACGCCAACGACACGAACCACAUGAAAGACACUACGGUGACCCUCACCCGCAUCCAAGACUACUGCCUCAGCUGCAUCUACAACCUGUCGUUCUAUUCCGCGAGCCGCGCCGCCCUCGUUGCCGAAGGCUGCGUCAGCGUCCUCAGUCACGUCUUUCGCAAACCUUCCCGCGUGAUCGACCAAAACAAACGCGUGGUCGCGACCGUGUGCAACUUAACGUUUUGCGUGGAUGCGCAGGCCCGCAUCGUCGCCGACGACGGUCUCCGCCUCGUGAAGCGACUCACGGCGCACUGCGCGAUCAAAGAAGUGCUCAUGUGUGCGUCAACUAUUCUAUGCAACGUUGCGACCGUCGCGAUCGAGUUGCCGAAUUCGCCCGUCCUGUCGAUGCUGAUCGACCUGUCCCACACCGCCCACAACGACAUCUCGCUCAACUGUGCGAUUGCGUUCAACAAGCUCGCCGACAACCCAGGGUAUGCGGACGCGCUGUCGAGAUGCCCGGAGCUGGCGCCGUCGCUGACCAUGAUGAUGCGGUCGGGAGUGGAAGAGGUCCAGAUUCAUUGCGCCGCCGCCCUGUGUGGCCUCGCCAGCGACCGAACGUCGAAGCUGCACCGAACCAUGUGGAAGGACAGCGCGAUCAGUGACUUCAUCGUGAACUCGCUGCUGCGUAUCAACAGCGACUCGACCAAAGAAAUCUGCGCCCGAGUCCUCUUCAACGUCCUCACGCACAACGAUGGCCGCGCCGGGUUUAUCAAAGAUGGCGUGCUGUACGCCCUCGUCAAACUUGCCCGCCUCGACAGCGUUGAAAUCCGCACGCUGUGUGUUACAGCUCUGUACAACUUGAGCUGCGACGAAUCGAUGGUGCCGGUGCUCAUGGACAUCAACGUGGCGCAAGUGAUUUCCAAGAUGUGCGAGAGCGACACCAACACGGAAGCCAACCGCCAGCGCCUCGCGUCGUGCCUCACAAACAUUGCGCUUUGCCCAGGAAACGAGACAAAGCUCAUCGAGGGUGGCGUGCUAGGCGCGAUUGUGCUCCUAUGCGACCACGGCGACCUGCACUGCCUGCGGUAUUCAGCGUCCGUGUUAUGCUCGAUUUCGAAUGUGGCCGACUGCUGCGGUGCCAUGGCGUCGCUCGCAAUCGUCGAGCUACUGCUGAAAAUGAUCAACUCGAAGGACGGCACACAGUGCAUCUUUGCCCUCAACGCACUCUGCAACAUGUCGUGCAUCCCCACGAAUCACGACAAGAUCGAAGAGGCCGACGCGAUAUGCUCGGUUCUGCGCGUUCUGGACGAGGCCGAAGAGGAAUCGAUCUUGCUCACGUGCACCAAAAUCAUUUGCAACCUCUCGUUCGACCCCAAGCGCCAUGCGCACAUUCUCAAGUACCGGUUUGUCCGCACCAUGGUCAAGGUGUUCAGCCAAGAGAUUGUGUAUCCGUCGGUGGCGGACGUCGCGGCCCGCAUCUUGGCCACACUUAGCGACAACUCCAACGACAUAACUGCCCUCGUCAACGACGGCGCAGUCCAAGUCCUUCGCGUUGCAUCGCAGCACGGAUCGUCUUCUGCAAUAUCGAACUGCAUCGUGUCACUGUGUCGACUGUCGCGUGGUGGCCAUAGCGGCAUGCGCAUUUUGGAGGACGGACUGUUUGACAUCGUCGCGACGGCCGUCCCGCUCGACUACCCCCCGCAAGUUGGUCCUCGCCUGACUGCCACCACGUCCGAGCGAUGUUCCAUGAUCCUGCGCACACUAUCGACCUACUUGAUGUGCAUUUCGUCCAUGGUCGCCGACCGCCGAAUUGUCCCGAUUGUGUCUGCUCUUGCGUUUCACGGAGACAAGGACACAUGCACGAACUGCGUCAUGCUUCUCCAUAACAUCACGGCAGCGCGCAACCGAUCGUUUCAUAAAGAAGCACGGCUUUCUGGCGUCAUCCCGCUCCUCAUCAAGCUGUCCAAAAUCGGCCCCCCGGACGUGCGCCUUGUUUGUUCGGUUUCCCUCGCCCACCUGAAUUCCGACCUCACCGACGCAGAGCGCGAUGCCCAAGACGAGUUUGAAAAAGGGUUAGUUGCGACGCUCAUCUCCAUGCUCGACAUGGAUGCAUCCAUGAUGCACACGGUGGAAAAAGCCGCGUCGGCGCUGCCGCCCCCGCUCGUCCUGCCGCCAAAGACUGCGCACGAAUGGGAGUUUCUCCAUGGAAUUCAAAGCUCUCGAGUCCUCCAGCAGAUCCCCAUCGUAUGGGCGACACAGUGCGCCACGAUCGACGAAAGUCGAUUUUGCCCCGCCGACCCGAGCGAGUACUUGACGAUGCUUCCUGCAUGCAAUGCAAACCGAACCCCAACCAUCAAGGACACAUUGUUUGGCAAGUUUUGCGUUCUAAAAGUGUCUCCGGACAAGUGCUACAUAAAGCCCGCCCCGCGCAACUCGCCCAUGUCCCCCACGACGGUGCUGCGGCAUCUCAGCUCGUCGUCAAUCAACUUCCCCAUGGUGGCCACGGUAGCGUCCCCGCCCACCUCGACCAAAACACCACUACAGCCAGGCAUGUCGUCCGCUUCAUCUAUUUCCACUUCGAAAAAUGAAGAAGCGGUGCGCCAAGGAUCGGGGGCAUCCGUCCGUGCUGCAAAGCCAGCGACCCCGAAGAAGUCCAAGCCAUCCAUUCACCGCUUGGGCUCCCAAUCGAGCUCAGGAAAAGUCAUGACGACACCAGCGCUGCCCGAGUCCUCGCAGAAUGUCCACGUGUUGCCGCAAAUACUCUAAGUUAUUUGUAAGAGUUCAUACAGCUCCUUUGGCCUAGGUGAUGGACUCGUGGAGAAUUGUGACGUGGGGCGGAAGGGUUGGAAGGGAACGUAUGUCAAGGUGUAGAUUGCCGCGAAGGUCAACGUGUUCAAGAUGUGGUAGCUGCGCCAGCACGGGCGGCACACUUGACAGGUUAUUGUGGGAGAGGUCGAGGAGACGAAUCAACAGCAGCUUUUCAAGGCCAUCGAGAGCCGAGUCGACAAGGUGAUUGUGCGACAGGUCCAGCUCUUCCAGUUGCGGAAGUUCCGAGAACAGAGAUGGUGGCAGCGCAUGCAACCGGUUGUUGCUCACGUUGAGGGUUUGCAACUGCGGCAGCUUCUCCAGAACGAUGCUGAAGCGACAGAUGCAUGCCUCGCCGACACGUUCGCACAUGAGGUUUCGACACAAGAGGUCUUCGGACUUUUGAAGGACUAGGCUACGCACAGCUCCCAUGUGCGUAGCGGCUUCUCGGACGCUGCGGGCGAUCAUGCUGAAGGCGACGACAAGGAGGCAGCGGCGUUCUUCCGCUUUUGGUACAACUGCCUCAGCUUCUCUGUGAUUGGUGGAGCAAUGGGUUUGGAAUGGAGGCUUGGGAUU